AUGGCGUCUCCUCCGGUCCUGUCCAUGCCCCGGAGGGACCCAGUGCUCACGGGACAGACAUGGGAAAUCCAAGGAACCUCCUUUACCCCCACUUCCUUUUUCCUUUCCCAAUACCUCCCUGCAUCCCCACCUGUAAGGGAGAACUAUGUCACCAUUCUUGUCAUGGGUCCUGUUCCAUGUGAGAACUUCAAGAAGUUAGACCCAUGGCACCAACAUGUCUUGGCCCAGAGCUUGGUAUGUGGCAAGACAAAAGUGGUACCGUGGAGACCCUUCAAGAAAUCCUCGACAGGAGUUAAAUCUGAUCAGCCCCAAGCCUGUUGCCCCUUACACCUUCUUGCACCCUUUGAAGGUGGGCUCCAAAACAAGCACGAGGUCUGGAGGGUCAAGUUCACGCUGACCAAUAUUCACAAGGCCACUCGGGAGUUGCUAAUGCUGGAUGAGAAGGACCCACGGUGUCUCUUCAAAGGCAACACCCUGCUGCAGCGGCUGGUCUGCAUUAGCAUGCUGGACCAGGGCAAGAUGAAGCUGGGUUACAUUUUGGGCUUCAAGAUCAAGGAUUUCUUGGAGCGGCGCCUGCAGACGCAGGUCUUCAAGCUGGGCCUGGCCAAGUCCAUCCACCAUGCUUGCGUGCUCAUCCACCAGCGCCCCAUCAGUGUCCUAAAGCAGGUGUUAAACAUUCCCUUCUUUAUUGUCUGCCUAAAUUUGCAGAAGCACAUCAACUUCUCGCUCCACUCCCUGUACGGUGGAUGCCUGGGCCGCGUCAAGAGGAAGAACCCAAGAAGGGCCAGGGAGGAAGAAGAAGAAGAAGAAGAAGAAGAAGAAGAAGAAGAA
Suncus etruscus (white-toothed pygmy shrew) is the source of this 831-nucleotide messenger RNA. Its product is annotated as 40S ribosomal protein S9-like. The record is from RefSeq and is a predicted model, not a curated record. Gene Ontology annotation, molecular function: structural constituent of ribosome; rRNA binding. Gene Ontology annotation, biological process: translation; positive regulation of translational fidelity. Gene Ontology annotation, cellular component: cytosolic small ribosomal subunit. Lineage: Eukaryota; Metazoa; Chordata; Mammalia; Eulipotyphla; Soricidae.